Molecule: messenger RNA, 591 nt
Organism: Saxophila tyrrhenica
Lineage: Eukaryota; Fungi; Ascomycota; Dothideomycetes; Mycosphaerellales; Extremaceae
Exons: 3
Coding region: 1-591 (196 amino acids)
Source: RefSeq, a predicted model, not a curated record
AUGAAGUUCUUCGCUACCGCCUCUGCGCUCGUCGCCCUCGCCUCUACGGCACUCGCAGGUCCUCAGGGCUGCAUCUCAACUAAGCAGGCCAAGCAGCUCACGAGCCAGUUCUCCAGCCUGCUGAGCCAGUCAGAUGACUACAUGAGCACUGGCAAGGCAAUUCUGGCCAAGGACUACGUCGAGAUCUCGGACUCUAUCAUGUCUCUUACUCAGCGCCCUCUCGGCGGAGUAACCUUCGAAGGCCGCGACGCAUACCUCGCCGGCCUCUCCCACUCCCCGCCAGUCCAGGGCAUCGAGACCAUCGGCGUCUACGUCACCGGCUGCAGCAAGGUCAUCUGGCAAUGGCAGUUCAACGGCGUCGGGUCCGCUGAGUACCCCGUCAAGGGUUUCUCCCUCUUCACCACCAACCGCAAGAACCAGAUCCUCAAGAGCGAAAUCGAGUUCAACUCGGUCGCCUGGGGCCAGGACAUCUCCCAGCUUCCGUGCGGCGACGUCGAACAGUCUGCUGGCGGCCCGCCAAGCGCCUCUGGACCACCUGCUGCGACCGGAUCGGAACCCGCGGUUGCGUCUACGGUUGUGAUUGUUGCUUAA